This is a messenger RNA of Symbiodinium sp. CCMP2592, 666 nucleotides long. Lineage: Eukaryota; Dinophyceae; Suessiales; Symbiodiniaceae. The record is from the annotation of a GenBank genome assembly.
AUGCACACGCCAUGUCCGAUCGACACUGAGAACACAUCGUCCUCAAGCUCCCGCAAAGGCAGCCCGUCGCCACAGAAGUUGGGCGGCAGCCGCUUCAAUGUGGACGAGUCGGAGAUACGCCUGCCAGAUGCGCUCGACACUGCCCCCAAGAAGAAGAGGAAGAAGAAGAAAAAGCCAAAGAAGCACAAGAAAAGGAGCAAACCCCCGGAACCUGGCUUCGAGCUGCUGAAGAACCCGGGCGACGCAAAGAGUACCGUGAUUGGCUUCAUGCAGCGCUUGAAGCACGCUACAGUUGGCGAGAACAGUCCCCACCAGCUGGGCAUUUGCUAUACCACCGUGGAGGUACAGGAGGGCCACUUGAAGCACUGCCACCAGUCAACGUUGACCGUCACAGCUGUAGACCGGGACGGAAAUCCUUAUAAAUGGAGCGGGCUUGAGUUCAAGGGCGAGGUGGUACAGAAGAAGGCGUGGGCAGAGACUGCGGCAGCCAGAGCAUUUCUUGAAGAUUUUGAAGUUCAAUGCACGGCUGCAGACAUGGAUCCGGCUUAUCCGAGGCAGCUUUCAGCGAGCCAGAAGCGAAGGCUGCCGUUGUGGAGAGAAAUCCGGCGUGCCAAGAGAGCGGCGGAGAGACAAAAAAGUCUGUGUUUUUGCAGGCAAAUAAUAUGA